This is a messenger RNA of Rosa rugosa (rugosa rose), 4685 nucleotides long. Its product is annotated as TMV resistance protein N-like. The transcript has 7 exons. Lineage: Eukaryota; Viridiplantae; Streptophyta; Magnoliopsida; Rosales; Rosaceae. Gene Ontology annotation, molecular function: protein binding; ADP binding. The record is from RefSeq and is a predicted model, not a curated record. Gene Ontology annotation, biological process: defense response; signal transduction. The coding region runs from base 78 to 4481 and encodes 1467 amino acids.
CAGAGUUCACAUAGAUUUUUUAUUUCUUCGAGCAUGAAAACUUUAUUUUUAUUUUUUCGCUUUAAGAAGUGAAAUGUAUGAAGUUGAUUGCUUCUUCUGGAAACCUUUCCUUUAGCUGCAGGUUUCCAAAGGCUUUCAUGGCAACCAAAAGAACCUCCUCCUCAGUUUUUCCUUCUUCCUCUUCUUCAUACCCACCUUGGACCUAUGAUGUCUUCCUCAGCUUCAGAGGUGAGGACACCCGUAAAAGCUUUACAGAUCAUCUAUAUUUUGCUUUGAAACGAGAAGGAAUAUCCACCUUUAGGGAUGAUGAACUUGAGAGAGGGAAACCAAUUUCAUCAGAACUCGUGCGAGCAAUACAAGAAUCAAGGUUUGCGCUUGUUAUUUUCUCCAGAAACUAUGCUUCUUCUAGGUGGUGCUUGGAUGAACUCGCUGAGAUUGUUGAGUGCAUGAAAGAGAUGGGACAGACGGUGCUUCCCAUUUUCUAUAAUGUAGAUCCAUCAAAUGUACGGAAACAAACGGGAAGCUUUGCAGAAGCCUUUGAUGCACAUGAAGAGCGCUUCAAGGAUAACUUAGAAAAAGUGCAAAGGUGGAGAGCUGCUGUGACUGAAGUGGCCAAUCUUUCCGGAUUUCAUCUCCAAGAUGGGCAUGAGUCAGAAUUUAUUCAAAAGAUUAUUGAAAAGUUAGGAUGUGAUUUGGUUGGGGAACUCUCAAUUGUUUCCAAAGACCUUGUUGGAAUUGAUUGCCGUGUAGAGGAAAUAAUGAAGUUAUGUUCUGGUAUAAGAAAGGAGAAUGAUGUGGGAUUCAUAGGUAUAUCAGGAAUGGGUGGCAUAGGAAAAACAACUCUUGCACAAGCUUUUUAUGACAAAAUCGCCAAUCAAUUUCCAUCUAGAAGCUUUCUUCACAAUGUAAGAGAGGUUUCAGAAAGAGAUGGUAUUGUUGCUUUACAAGAAAAACUCCUUCAUGAUGUUCGGAUCAAAAGUUUUACACAAAGGUGGGAUGUCCAUGAGGGAAUUAGUGGGAUCAAGCACAGAUUACGCCAUAAAAAGGUCCUUAUCAUUCUUGAUGAUGUUGAUAGUUUAGAACAAUUGCAAGUAUUAGCAGGAAGCGAUGACUGGUUUGGUCAAGGGAGUAGGAUCAUUGUAACAACAAGAAAUGAACAUUUAUUGAAUGCUCAUGGAGUGGAUAGAAGGUAUAAGGUUAAGGAAUUGAGAAAUGAGGAAGCCCUUCGGCUUUUUAGUUGGAAAGCCUUCAAGAGUGAUUAUCCUCAGAGAGAUUACAUGGAAUUGUCCCUGGAUUUUGUUAAUUAUGCCAAGGGCCUUCCUCUAGCACUUGAAGUUUUGGGUCCUUUCUUGUAUGGUAAAAGCAUAAUUGAAUGGAAAAGUGCCUUUAGUAGACUAAAACAAAGCCCUGAAGGAAAAAUUAUGUCUGUACUUCUAAUAGGCUUUGAUGGUUUGCAUGAGAAGGAAAAGCAAAUAUUUUUAGACAUUGCAUGUUUCUUCAGAGGAAAUGACAGAGAAUAUGUGGAAAAGAUAUUAGAAAGUUUUGGUUUUGACCCUGUCAUUGGUCUAAGAGUUCUCAUUGAUAAAUCUCUAAUUACCGUAGUAGGGAAAAUCUUGUGGAUGCAUGAUUUAGUCCAGGAAAUGGGUCGAGAAAUUGUUCGUCAGGAAAAUACAAGAGAGCUCGGAAAGCGCAGCAGAUUGUGGCAUUGUGAUGAUGUGCUUGAUGUACUGGAGUAUAAUAUUAUUCAAUAUUUUUUUAUGCUUAUUAUUCUAAUUAAGCAGGGAACCAAAGCAGUUGAAGGGUUAGUCCUAAAGUCACCUCAACAAAGAAAGGUACAAUUGAACUGUGAAACCUUCUUGAUGAUGAAAAACCUAAGAUUGCUUGGAAUAUAUUGUGAUGUGGUACUUCCUGAAGGCCUCAAGUAUCUUCCUACUGAGUUGCGAGUUGUCCAAUGGGAACGAUAUCCUCUGAAGUUAUUUCCAUCAAAUUUCCCUUCAAGCAAACUUGUUGAACUGACCAUGUGUUGCAGCAAUAUAAAACAAUUAUGGAAGGGAUUCAAGGCAUUAGAGAAGUUGAAAUCUAUUGAACUCACUGAUUCUGAAAGUUUGACAGAAACCCCAGACUUUACCGGAGUCCCAAAUCUUGAAAGGCUGAUUCUUGAAGGUUGCACUAAAUUAUCUAGUGUUCAUCCAUCCAUUAGAAAUCUCAAGAAACUUGUCUUAAUAAACAUGAGGAAUUGUAAAAGUCUUGAGAGCAUUACUUGCAAGAUCAGCAUGGAAUCUCUUGAAACUUUUAUUCUUUCCGGUUGCGCCAAGCUCAAGAGAUUUCCAGAGAUUAUGGGAGAUAUGAAAUGCUUGUCAAAGAUUUGUUUAGAUGGGACAGCUAUACAAGAACUACCUUCGUCCAUCGAGUUCCUGACUGGUCUUAUGUUGUUGAAUUUAAGUGAUUGCAAAAAUCUUCUUAGACUUCCGAGUGUCAUUUACCAUUUGACAUCCCUUAAAACAAUCAAUCUAUCAGGCUGCUCCAAUCUUGAUGAAAUUCCAGUGACCUUAGGGGGUGUGGAAAGUCUGGAAGAGCUUGAUGUGAGUGGAACUGCCAUACGACAGAUGCCAUCAUCCAUUGUGUAUCUCAAGAACCUCAAAGUGUUAUCCUGUUCUGGGUGCAGAGGCAUGUUGUCUACGUCAUUGGUCUUCGGCUGGUUUCCAGCUCUAUGCCCUGCAAUGGGCUUGCCGUCACCUUUUUCACUUUUAGGUUUAUGCUUUUUGACCGAACUAGAUUUAAGUUACUGCAAUUUAUUUGAUGGAGCAAUCCCAAAUGAUUUGGACUGCUUAUGCUCUUUGAAGUAUCUAUAUCUAAGGGGAAACAAUUUUAGAAUUCUCCCCGAGAGCAUCUGCCGACUUUCUAACCUUUGGGAUCUGUGCUUGAGAGAUUGUAGCAAAUUGCAGUCACUGCCAAAACUUCCAAUAACUGUGGAAUACAUUUGGACGGAUGGUUGUACCUCACUGAGAAGUGAUUCUGAUCAGUAUGAAGUAUGGCCUUCAGGAGAGGAUGGACAACUUGCUAUUAUUAAGCGCUCCAUAUCCCCAGAAUGUUUGGUUAUUAUGCCAGAGUUGGAGUUCAUAGCAGUGCUUCAAAGAUAUCAUGAGAUCAAUGAGGUUUCAAGUCCACCGUUGAAAACAGCAUAUGGUGUUUCAGCUGGAGUUAUCAUUAUUCCAGAGUGGUUUACUAAUAAAAGCUACAGAUCUUUUGUAACCAUCCAGCUGCCUACAGAGUUAUAUAAUAAAAGCAGGCCGUGGAUAGGAUAUGCUCUGUAUGUUUGUUUUCUAAUGCACGAUGACUUUGAUACUGGAUGUGAUUUGAAAGUUAUGCACGAGUUUGAUUGUUACUUCAAUACCAAAGAAGGUCCUCGUCAAAAAGAAACUUUACGUCACGAGCUAAAUGUCAAAGACAUUCCAUUCACUGGGCCAAAUGGAUAUUGGCUAUACGUAACACAUGCGUGGUUUUCUCAACGUUUGAAUGGCUUCGAGGAGUGCAGUAGCAUUGAGGUUUUCACUAGAACUGAUAGCACAGCUGUACAAGUGAAAAUGAGUGGUACUCGUCUACUGAAGCACGAGCAAGAUGUUUUAGGGUUUAUCCAAGCAAUAAAAAGCAUUUUCAUUGGUGUAAGAAGAAGUAGGCAGUUCAGGAAAGCGUAUUCAGUUCAAGAAACUAAGUUGACCAUGAAGGAACAAGGAGGGGAAUCGACUUCAGGAGAUUCAGAUUGGUCCAGAAGUCAUUUGCUCAUGUCGACAGAGGAUCAAGGCUGCACAAUUGACUCUACUAUCUCUCUAGAAGAACGCAUGGAGUCACUGCCUUUAGAUUUCUAUGAGGGUCAACAAUUAGGAGAGAAAACCUACUGCAUAGUAGGCAUCCCCUUGAAUCCGCACACUGCAUCUGCUUUGAAGGAAAUCCUUCAGGAAUAUUCUCAUCGGUACGUAAUGCAUAGCCAAUCUUAUCCACAAUACAAACUUCCAGAGUGGUUCUGCAGUGUCAAUGGUUCCUCAGUAACCAUCCCUCUAAAUUCCAGUUUGGGAUCUAUGAGAGAUUUAAAAGGAAUUGCAAUUUGUGCUGCUUUCACAAUACACAGGGAUCCAUCUCUCCUGCCUUAUUGUUAUGUCGUGGAAUGUCAUGUGCAAGCCAGCACAGGUUUGAGCACGACCAGACGCAAUCAUGAAAGAACGUCAGAACUUAUUCAGUUGAAGCGGACUAGUUUCAUCUCGAUAACUUAUAUAUCACGUCGGUCAAUUUUAAAUGAGCUGAUGAAUGACUGCACAAUGAAAAUCACAUAUUCUGGUAAAAGCCAGGACUUGGUGGUGCGGAAUUGUGGAUACCAGCUUGUAUUCCAUGAAAAUGUGGGAGAGCUUGUGGAAACAAUAGUGCAAUGUGGAACCUCGUAUCAUCCUAAUUAUUGUGAAGAAAAUAACUCAAUCAUGAUUCUUUAAGUUGCAGAUGAGACAAGAAAUUAGCUAACCAAUGAGAAUGAGCAACAUGGCCUCGUCUGAAUAUCCAUGAGUCAUUUCUACAUUGUGUCUUCUGGACAACCCAGAUUGUAGUGCCUGCAGCUAUGAAGUAUUAAUACAAUGUUAAUUAAACUGGAUUUCAGGGUUAAUCUUUAUAUACUACCAAUAAAUACAACUUGGGAUGGC